Molecule: messenger RNA, 907 nt
Organism: Lentinula edodes (shiitake mushroom)
Lineage: Eukaryota; Fungi; Basidiomycota; Agaricomycetes; Agaricales; Omphalotaceae
Exons: 5
Coding region: 411-599 (62 amino acids)
Source: RefSeq, a predicted model, not a curated record
AGAGGAUGGUACUAUAUAGACUGUGACCGAGUUUGGGGAAAAGUAAGCACUGGCAGAUCAAUAAAUUAUAAAGCUCUUCAUCGUCGCUGUCAUAAUGAUACUCUCAAGCUAGAUCUAGUUGUACUAUUAAAAGAACGUUGACAAGAAUCCAUACUGCGAAUAACUUACAGAUUCGCACAAUUUCCCAUAAGGUCAAUAAAUAAUGGUAUGUAGGGCAAUGAAAUAAUGAAAACGUUCUAACAAUUCAAGACUUUCACCUGCAAAAAAGGAUACUGGUGACUGAAAAUAACAACACUCUUUUUCUUUGUCACAUUCUGAAUAUUAUAGGCGUUAUAUAUCUUCGGGCCGCGGUUCGCGUCCACUCUGGAAAUUUCGGUUCGCAUAAUAUAUCACAUUCCUGACCAUAAACCAUGCCUAGAUUGCCUGUGUUAGAUAUCAUACACAGGACCGUGGUCUAUUCUCUCGCAGGGCUCACUGCAUGGACAGUUGUUUCUGCUGUCAUGAUUCACCGCGAAACAUUACAGAAAGGAAGAGACCUCGUCGCACGUAUGGAAGCUGAGGAACGUCAAAAACAGGAGGAUAAGUCCUACGGAUCCUAAUGCAAGCGCGUAGGCUGUUUCUUCGACGAUCCGAACCAAAAAUGUACUUGCAAAACUUGAUACUACACCUUACCUUUACUGCAUCACUCGACGUUCAUGAUGAGUAAAUGUUAAACAAGAUCGUCUUUCUUGUUUGAAUCAUGGAGAAAUGAAAUAGUGGAAUCCUGUAAUUCUUAUAUGCUCAUAAUCAUAGUGAUGUUUUCGUUUCCUGACUACCUUCAAGUCGUUCGAUAGAGUGGAAAAUGAACUGGAGAGAAUCUGAAAUGUUCAUUUUCAGAGAAUGUAGCACAGUAACUGAUACUAUGGUC